This is a messenger RNA of Nasonia vitripennis (jewel wasp), 2549 nucleotides long. RefSeq lists its product as uncharacterized. The transcript is spliced from 4 exons. The coding region runs from base 1051 to 1647 and encodes 198 amino acids. NCBI's taxonomy places the organism in Eukaryota, Metazoa, Arthropoda, Insecta, Hymenoptera, Pteromalidae. The record is from RefSeq and is a predicted model, not a curated record.
AGACACGUUUUUUGCAUUAACUCGUUCGUGUCUCUCGUUUAUAAAUGCAGGAGAAAUACCUUUGUAAUGAAUGAUUUUUUUAUUCGAUAAAACAUACCCACAGACAAGUUCUAUAUAAAGCGCGGGCUUUUUGAAUUUUUAAAAAACCUACAGGGCAUAACGAAUUCACGACUAUAUAUGCACUAUCCGCUCGAGCCGAGAAACCUCCCCCGCGAACUUGUUGCACGAGGCCGUAAUGUAUGUAUAAUCUUAUCUCCAGUGUCGCACCGUGUUUACCUUUGUCGCGCGGCGCGCAGUGUGUCGCUCGUUCGAUGCCUUAUGCUGCAUCGCGCGAUCGUAAAUAUUUUUCGAAUGCUAGAGGCGCUUGUUCUCGAUACUUAUAUCGAUAGCAGCUUAUAUUCGCUCUAUGGAAGAGUCUGCUAUAUGGCAAAUAUUGGUGGAUUUUUUCAUUUCAUUUGAUUAGUGUAAAAAUAAUUUGUUUCCUAUAAGAUUGUAAGAAACACACUUGAAUGAAGCAUUUAACUCGAUGAAUGAAACGUCCUAUCCGUAAACACAAUAGAUAUACAUGUAUACACGCAGACGGUUUCAUUCAUCGGAAAGAGGGAAAAACUCUCUUCCUCAUCCCCCUUUUACAAAGUUUUCGCGGCAGAGACGGCUCGAGUGUGUAUGGGCGCAUAUAUACAGUCGUUCCCGUAUACACACAUACCGAGGUAAAAAGUUGGCCUGCGCUGUAUUAUAGGGUAGGUUGGGGGGUAACGACUCUCUAUUUUGAUGCCGACCGCGAACUUUGACCUUUACGCUUAUCCAUCUUCUUCUUUUACCUGCCUUUUAUUUAUUUAGUUUUUUGUAUCUCAUUUAUUUUUUUAAAGUAGUCUAUCCAGUUUUUAUUUUUUGGAGUAUCGAUACUUGGAUAACGUCCAGACAGUUGACGAAAAAAUUGUAAACAAAAACAUAACCCCAUGACUACGCUUUUGACUUUCUUAAAACAUCAAAAUUUAAAUACAAAAAGUUCAAAAUCAUACGCGUUAAAAACAGAACUGUAAGGAUACAAUGGGAGCGUCUUACCUCGUGAUCCUCUUGUUAAUCUCGUGUCCAGUCAACAGCAACGGUGACUACGGCAGGGAUUCUGCAAUAAAUUAUGUAAUGAUCGAGGAAGCGCUUCAGCGCAGGAUCGACGCGAUCAAGGAGAAAAUUGACGUGGAGAAGCGCGAACGCGAGCGUCGGAUUCAGGAGAAUAACGAAAAGUUCGACGAGCUGCAGCGCAGGUUUGCCGUCGAGGACAUGGUCGAAAUUAAAGACGCCGAUCAAGACACGCGAAUCAAGAGAGGCAGAGAAGACAACGAGGUGAUCCAAGAAUCGAAAAAAGUGGAAGACGAGGCUGCUGGAAAGCAACCCAAUUUCCUCUUUCAGUCGGAAGCGCAACCCGGUGACAACCGUCGGAUCAUCAGACGGAGACACGUCGCUCGCAGAUUCAGGGGAUCGCCAUUAAGGUUCGUCCGCAGACGACGAAGGAGACACAGUAGGUCGCCCAGACGAAGGCGACGAAGACGACGUAGACGGAACAAAAGCCUGACAUCCGCCUACGCGGAGAACUUCGCUAGAACGGACUACAAGAACGGUCCCUUGUCGAGAUUCAAAAGGGUCUGAUAUGCAUAUGAGUGAACGCAAUGACAGCGACGUGUAAGAUUCUUUUCUCCAUUUAUUUAAAAAAAUCGAUGUCUGAGAAAUGGUGUUCACAAUAAUAUGGUACAACGACAUAUCGGCAAAUACAGAUAUUAAUUAUUUAUAAGUUUUUUUCUUUUUCAUUAUAAUGUAUAACUGUUUCGUGUGUAUCUCUGUGUGUGUGUUUAUGUGAGUGUACAAGUGUGUCGUGUGCGGUUCAUCUCUCGCGUGUAAAUUGUAAUUUACCACAAAUAACAUUGGCUAUAUACAAAUAUUACAAUCGUUCUCAUCUUCAUUCCUCGCUUUUUCUUUUUUUUUUUUUUAUUUCAUGUUAAAAUGCAGAAAGUAUGUAUCGUCGUGUCGCUCGCUCGCUACAUAUUAUUUGUUUUCUUUCCAUCACACUCUCGGCUCCUACUCGCUUACAUGAUCCUUUCUUGUCGCGGGCAUGUAUGUAUGAUCUAGCGUUGAUUCUCUCGCGCAGGUAUCCGGUCGAACGAUGUACGCAGAAAGAGAGAGAUUGAUCGAUCUAUAUUUAUCAAUGAAAAUCUAUAACGAUGCGAAUAGUUCGGCGGUGGCCUGAGAUUUUUUUUCUUUCUUGGUUUGUUAAUAUAGAGACAGUAACAGAGAUAGUGAGAGAGAUAGAGAGAGAGAGAGAGAGAGAGAGAGAGAGAGAGAGAGAGAGUUUUUGUGUGAAUGAUAGAGAGAAAGACCGUGUGACAUGAAAGUAUGGAAGCGGAACACGUAUACCAGGACAAUCGACGAAACAAUAAUAAUAACAAUAAAAAUGCGAGUUCUCAAUACCACUAAUUGACGAAAAAAGCUUUCGGACAUACGAAUAAUCUAGUGAAGAGGUUUACAAAGUAAAUUUUUCACAAUGUAGUAUAACG